AUGGGUCCAUUUUCAAACUCUCAUGGUUUCUUGUAUGUAUUGUUAGCUGUCGAUUAUGUUUCUAAAUGGGUGGAAGCAAUUUCCACCCGUACUGAUAAUGCUAACACUGUUGUCUCCUUUGUUCGAAAUAAUAUUAUCUGUCGCUUUAGAUCACCACGAGCAAUCGUGAAUGAUCAAGGCACUCACUUUUGUAACACGAGAUUAACAAGUCUAAUGAAGAAACAUAGUAUUGUUCACAAGGUGGCAACAGCCUACCACCCCCAGACCAAUGGACAAGCCGAGGUGUCAAACAGAGAGAUAAAGCGUAUCCUGGAGAAGGUCAUCAAGCCUCAUAGGAAAGACCGGAGUACCAGGCUUGCAGAUGCGCUUUGGGCAUAUCGGACUGCGUACAAGACACCAAUCGGAAUGAGUCCCUUUCGCCUAGUCUACGGAAAGGCUUGUCACCUCCCAGUGGAGGUGAAACACAAGGCUUUCUGGGCGGUGCGGGAAUGCAACAUGGGACUCGAGAAAGCGGGGGCUGAGCGGAAGUUGCAACUACAAGAACUGGAGUUGAGGCUCAUGCCAGGCAAGUUGAGAUCAAGAUGGGAAGGCCCCUAUAAAGUGGAGAAAGCUGAGCCAUAUGGCGUCUUCCACUUGAGCCACCCUUCAAGCCCCAAAAUUCUCAAAGUUAAUGGUCACCGCUUGAAGCUUUACCUUGGUGAGAAGAUGAAGGAUAGCAAGGAGUUGGAUAUCCUCCUCUUCGAGGCUCCUCCAAAAGAAGUAGAUUGA
This is a messenger RNA of Arachis stenosperma, 768 nucleotides long. RefSeq lists its product as uncharacterized. The transcript has 2 exons. The coding region runs from base 1 to 768 and encodes 255 amino acids. Gene Ontology annotation, biological process: DNA integration. The record is from RefSeq and is a predicted model, not a curated record. Gene Ontology annotation, molecular function: nucleic acid binding. Lineage: Eukaryota; Viridiplantae; Streptophyta; Magnoliopsida; Fabales; Fabaceae.